This is a messenger RNA of Salvia miltiorrhiza (redroot sage), 2188 nucleotides long. RefSeq names its product protein OCTOPUS-like. Bases 199 to 2016 code for a protein of 605 amino acids. Gene Ontology annotation, cellular component: plasma membrane. The record is from RefSeq and is a predicted model, not a curated record. NCBI's taxonomy places the organism in Eukaryota, Viridiplantae, Streptophyta, Magnoliopsida, Lamiales, Lamiaceae. The transcript has a single exon.
UACUCUCCCUCUCUCUCCUCUUUAAUUUGAUUAUUUCCUCUCCCCCUUCUCUUCCAACACUCCCACUCACAUUCUUCCCGCUGAGUAGAACACAGCUCUCUCUCUCUAAAAUAGACAGCGAAUUAGCACACACAUUGUGCAAUGCAACGUUGGCAGUGACAUGAGCGGGGGGUGCAUUUCAUUAUUAAUCACUCACUUAUGAAUACCACUUCUGCAGACCCAACUGCGCCCCCGCCUCCGCCGCCGCAGCAGCAGCCGCCGCGGUCCUCGUUCAGCUGCGACCGCCACCCCACCGAGCAGUUCACCGGAUUCUGCCCCUCCUGCCUCUGCGAGCGCCUCACCACCCUCGACAACUCCUCCUCCAACACCCCCUCCUCCUCCCGCCGCCCUUCCUCCGCCUCCGCCGCAAUCAAAGCCCUCUUCUCCUCCAGCUCCAAACCUCCCCCGCCCCCGAAACCCUCCAAAUCCGCCACCUCCUUCCUCCCCGAACUCCGCCGCACAAAAUCAUUCUCCGCUUCCAAGAACGAAGCUUUAGGGCUCUCCUUGGAGCCGCAGAGAAAAUCCUGCGACGUUAGAGCGAGAAGCACUCUUUGGACGCUCUUCUCGCUCGACGAAGCCACUAAAAGUGGCAUUAAUCACACCAAACCAACCCCCGCUCCCGCUUCUUCUUCCUCCAAUCAAAACAGCAAAAAAAUCGAAUCUUGCGCCGUUUUCGAGGAAAUCGAAAAUGUAGAGGAUAGCAUCCCGUUGGUAGAUGAGGAAGGAGAUGAAAUUAGGCCUGUUCAAGAUUCCCAUUUGGAGGGUUUGAGAAAAUCGGUCGAGUUGAAGUUAACCAGCGGUGAAAUCGUGGGAGAAGCGCCUAUGAAGGAUCACAUAGAUCUCAAUUCACAGGAAAAGAAGAGCUCCGGAGGGAAAAUCUGGGCUGCUGCUUCAGUCUUCAGCAAGAAAUGGAAUAACUGGAGGAGGAAGCAGAAGGUGAAGAAACAGAGCAAUGGCGAAAACCUAGCUACAUUGCCCGUAGAAAAGCCUAUCUCGAGGCAGUUUAGGGAGACUCAGUCCGAGAUCGCUGAUUACGGAUUUGGGAGGAGAUCCUGCGACACCGAUCCUAGGUUUUCACUCGACGCCGGAAGGAUGAGCUUCGACGAUGCACGAUACUCAUUUGACGAGCCUCGUGCAUCGUGGGAUGGCCAUCUGAUUGGGAGGAGCUUCCCGAGAAUGGCUCCUAUGGUCUCUGUAAUGGAGGAUGCACCAGCUGCAGUGUCCCGCACUGAUAUGCAGAUUCCGGUGGAGGAGCCGGCCAGCGAUGAAGGUGUGCCGGGAGGGACGUUGCAGACGAGGGAGUACUAUCUAGAUUCCUCCUCCUCGUCGAGGAGGAGGAAGAGCCUUGAUAGGUCUAGCUCGAUUAGGAAGACUGCAGCUGCUGUGGUUGCUGAGAUUGAUGAGCUUAAGAUGGCUAAGGUCUCCCCUGCCAAAGUGUUGGUGGACUCGAACUCGAACUCUCUGAGAGAUGAUCUCUCGGAGACGUUUGAGCUGAGCAGCGGGUUGAGGGAGGCGAAGAAGUCGAGGAGGUGGAGCUGGAGGAUAUGGGGGUUUAUACAACGACGUGGUGGUGGGAGCAAGGAUGAGGAUGAGGAGGAGGAGGAGAAGUACAGCAGGGUUAACGGGGUGGAGAGGUCGCUCUCCGGGUCAUGGCAGGAGACGAGGAGGGACGGGAAGGGAGGCGGAUUCAAUAGAAACAUGGUGAGGAGCAAUAGUAGUGUGAGUUGGAGAAACGGCAGCAGCCACAUUGAGCAGACGUUUGCUAGUGGUAGGAGGUCGAGUGUGGAGAAGAAGAGGGGCGAGUUCGUGUUGGAGAGGAAUCGGAGUGGUAGAUAUUCGCCUAAAGGCAUCGACAAUGGCCUUCUCCGGUUCUACUUGGCGCCUGUGAGGGGCGGCCGGGGAGGAGGAGGAGGGAUGGGGAAGAUGAAGCCGACGAACUCGCAGCCCAUCGCAAGAAGUGUGCUGCGCCUCUACUGAGGUCCUCUGCUUUGUUCCUUUGCAGUUUAGUGUUGAAAGAUUAGCUGCAUUUCCAUAUCUUUAAUCAAUCAAUCACAUGAUCAGUUAUAAUAUAUUGUUGUUUGCUAUGCAUUUUCAAGAUUACUAUGAUCAGUUCAUUUCUUCCAAUAAUGAGAAUUACUUUUUGUUCUUA